Messenger RNA from Phytomonas sp. Hart1, 2103 nucleotides. The record is from the annotation of a GenBank genome assembly. Lineage: Eukaryota; Euglenozoa; Kinetoplastea; Trypanosomatida; Trypanosomatidae.
AUGUCUGACCCCAAAGAAAAGUCAGUCAAAUUUAAUUUGAAUGAUGCGUCUUUAAAGCAUGUUGAUGGUAAUAUGUCAUUUGUCACUUCUUCAGAUGCCGAAUUGCAGUCCUCUCGAAUCGAGCGCGAUACUUCAAAUAAAAUGGAUUCUCAAAAAAAAAUGCCUUUAGAAGACGAUUCGACAUUGGAAUCCGAAAAAAACAGUCAAUGUGAUAACGAGAUACCAAGUGUGACCGUGGAAAGCCAUAUUGAUGAAAUGCCGCGGCGCCCAAAGUAUACGUUUUGCUAUGAAUGUGGGAAAGAAAUACCUAUUGAUGAGUGGCCCGAUCACCGCGAUCGCUUAGACAGAGUAAUGUUGGUUGAACAAGUGAGCACUUUCCACAAGACAAUUAUCCAGGUGUUUGGCGGGUUCAUCAUGUGGAUCCUAAAGAACGUGUAUUUUCGUGAAGUCACUAUUGUGGGUGAGGAAAACAUACCUCCAGCCGGUGCUGUAGUGUUUUAUGGCAAUCAUCGAAAUCAAUUCAUCGAUGCGCUUAUGAUCGCUUCUAAUUGUGAUAGAAACCCUCGCUUUAUCAUGGCGAAAAAGUCAUAUAUUAAGGGAUUAGUCGGCUUUUUUGGUCGUAUGUUUAACGCCGUUCCGGUGAUCCGUCCCCAGGAUGUCCCGCUAACACCCGGUAAAGGGAGACUUGUGCGCAUGGAUGGCGUUGUGGUGAUCGGCGAGGACACACACUUUACGACGACCCUUGGCAAAGGUGAUGUGAUUAUGUGGGCCGCACCGCCUCAUGACCGAUGCACCGCCCAAAUCAUUCGCAUUCAUUCCGACACCGAGAUCGAGGUGACCGUUCCGAUUCAAACGGACCACUACCUUUCUCAGCCCACCCAUUACCAAGUCUCGAGGCGGAUUGAUCACUCAAAGAUGUACGCCGAUGUCUAUGACACGCUGCAGAAGAAUCACUGCAUCACGAUCUUCCCCGAAGGCGGCUCCCAUGAUCACACCUCGCUUCUUCCUCUGAAGGCCGGGGUGGCGCUGUUCUCCUUGGGUGCGGCCGAGCGCCACAUCAGCGUGAAGAUCGUCCCCUGCGGGUUGACCUACUGCUACGGGCACAAGUUCCGCAGUCGGGCCUACCUGGAGUUUGGCAAGCCCAUCACCCCCCCGGAGGAACUGGUGACAAUGUUCAGUACCGAUAAGCGCAAGGCCACAGGGGUGUUCCUCCGCCAGCUCGAUGACGCCCUUCGGGCCGUGACCAUUAACGUUCCGGACUGGGGCACUUUGAAUUUCCUGCACUCGUUUCGUCAGCUUUAUCAACCGGUUAACUGCAUGCUAUCGGCGGGGGACUACUUGUUGCUUAUGCGUCGGCUUAGUUCGUUGAUUGAUCAGGAAAAGGAUAACCCGGAGUUGAUUGAGUUUCGUUCUAAAGUUACAAACUAUCAUGAGCUUUGCGACGCUCUUUUAGUGCGGGACAGUCAGACGGCGACACUCAAGCAUCUCGUUGAACCUGGAAAGGAAGGUGCGAAAAUUCGUCUGCUCCUUCGAAGGGCAUUUGCGCUGUUUUUAAUGGGUGUUAUACUCAUUCCUUUUUUUAUUAUUGGCCUGCCCAUUGGAUGUAUUAUUAAGUACUAUUCCAAUAAGAAAGCUAAACUGGCUCUAUCGGAAAGUAAAGUCAAGUUGGUCGGCGCAGAUGUCAAGGGUUCCCUAAAACUCACGGCUGGGUUUUUCUUAGUGCCCCUAGCUGUUCUAUUCAUUACAUUUUUAACCUUUUUCUUUACUGACUUACGAACCUCUCUUGUGAUUCUUUUUUCACUUCCUAUGGCACUGUAUGUUUCCUUGAUUAUUCUUCAAGAAGCUAUUAUGGAGCUACGUGCAGCUCUCCCCCUUUUCAUGUCACUUAUUGCAAAGCAUAAACAAUUUAAUAAUCUCUACAAGAAGCGUCAGGAGUUGGUUACUGAAGCCAAAUUUAUCGUGUGUAAAUAUUAUCCAAAGCUAGACAAAGAAAUGGAAGUUUAUACAACUCAAGUAGCCGGAAGUGAUGAUGAUUUGGAACGGGAGCCGUCCUUAUUUUCUUUAAGGUACAAUGUGCGGCGUCGGCAAGCCACUAAGGCAUAA